Messenger RNA from Ambispora leptoticha, 201 nucleotides. Lineage: Eukaryota; Fungi; Glomeromycota; Glomeromycetes; Archaeosporales; Ambisporaceae. The record is from the annotation of a GenBank genome assembly.
AUGAAUAAAGCGCACCAAAAAAGCGUAUAUGACGAACAAUUGAUCCAGACACUGGAGGGUAAUCACACCGAAAUACAAUUUCUUCAAAAGACGUUAUGCACAACAAAGUCCUGUAAAACUCGACAAAUCAACUCGCCAUUUUGCAGGCCCUUUAUGGGCGAGUCAAAUCCUAAAUAUUGCGACGCUCCUUUAGCAGGCGGG